Suhomyces tanzawaensis NRRL Y-17324 is the source of this 810-nucleotide messenger RNA. RefSeq lists its product as uncharacterized. Lineage: Eukaryota; Fungi; Ascomycota; Pichiomycetes; Serinales; Debaryomycetaceae. The transcript has 2 exons. The record is from RefSeq and is a predicted model, not a curated record. The coding region runs from base 1 to 810 and encodes 269 amino acids.
AUGCCCCCGAAGCAUUGUAAUGUCAAAUCAAUACGAUUCAAGACACACACAGCUUUUCUCGCCGCCCCGCACAUCACUGCUGCUCCAAAGCGCGCCGUGCCACCUGCCAGCUCUCGCGAGCAGAACCGCAAGGCCAACUUGGGAUCCACCAUUGAGCACAUCAAGACGGUUGUUCCCGAAUUGCUCACCAAGUCUCUACCCAAAGAGUUGGUAUCCCACGAGAUCAUGUUACGAAUAUGUCCCAGCCACUUCGACGAAACGUACUUGCCCAGCUUGAAAGGCCGCGUGUCGUAUUACGCGACAUGCAAGACGAUGCAAUUGGCCAUGACGUCCUUGGUGUUGAGUCCCAAGGUCAAGCUCCAUAUCCAGUCAUUGCGAGUGGCCAAUGGACCCGACCAGCAGGCAGUGUAUGCCCACAGCACCAAGGUGUACGUGCGGUGGAGCACAUGCAACGAGGGAUGUGAGCACUUGAGCAACGAAUCCAGUGAGUUCCACUCCACCUCCGACGCCAAGUUGGGGUCCCACAAAUGGUCCAAGUUGGACACCUUGCGGUUCCUCCACGAGAACGCCGACGUCAAUGGCCACAAGUCCAAGACACUUCCGUCCAUUAGCACCAUGAUCAGCCAGAUGUCGAGCUCGUUGGUAGGGUUCAGCAAGGACUCCCAGAAGUUGGAGCGGGUGUUGAGCGGCAUCUUCAUCUUCGAACUCAACGAGGAGAACGACGCCAUCAUCGUGCACACCAUCGAGAACGUAGAUCUCAUCGAGAAGGGUGAGACUGAGGACGUGGACGGCGAGUUGAGGGUGUGCUAG